UAGGGGGGGGCUAAGGGGGGCGGGCAGGUGAGGACGGCACACAGCAAAACUCUCAGUGUGAAACUGACAUAACACAGUGAGUGUGUAUCCUCCUAAGACCCUGUAGGAAAAAAAAGUUAAAGUAUUUAAUUAUUUUUUGUCUUGGAUGAUUUACAAAAAAAAUGUUGCUGUGAAAAUAUAUUAGAAACAUGAUUUAUUUUAUUUCUAUUGAAUAUCGCUUGUAGUGUUCGCUUUCAGCACAGUAUAUAGAAAAUAUUGAUUCUUAAGAGAUUAAUACCAGAGACUCAUGUCCCCUACAGGGGACUAAAAAUGAAGUGAUGGGUCUUAGGAGGAUAUGAGUCCAUCGGAACCGUAGAGUUAAAAUUACUCUGUCAGAUUUUACAUUGAGUGCUCUACUGAGUGAUACGGAACAGGAGGGGGUGGUUGGAGGGGGGGGAGCAGGGGGGGAAUGCUGGCUCUUCCGGUUGAGUUUCCUCAUUCCCGUUUGGUCUUCACGAUCCAUUCCAUGCCUUCACAAGAUUUUAAAAAAUUUUCCUAUUUCUGACGCUGCACUUUUAGCCCCCCUCCCACCCCCACAAAAAAAGAAUGUCCUCAUUUUAUUUUAACUGAUCUCUGACUCACGCUUUCAAAUAGGUUGACGCACCUUUACGCACCUGACUAUGCUUAGCCGCAGAAGCAAAUGAGCUUGUGGUGGAGAUGAUCUUAGUGGAGGAGAUGAUCUGUCCAGAUCAAAACUCUCCUUUUGAGGCUCCACCUGCAGGAUCCAAACGGGAUCUACUGGAUCUCUUUUGCCUGCAUGUCGUUGAAAUCCUGCCAUCCUCCACUGGGUUCAUCUCCCCUUCCUUCCUCCCCUUUAAAAUUACUCCACGUGCAUAUUUUUAAUCUCAAUACACAGAGCCUUCUCAGUUUGGUUUCAUUUCCCUCAGGCACCGGUUUGCCUGCGGUCACCUAUCACUGCCAGUCACACUCCUUACCUCUGUUAAAAAUCCAAAUUUUGUACAAAGCAUGCAAGAGCUUUUUACAACACCAACCAGUAUCAAUUUUCACUUUUCACAAAAUACCUUUUGUUUAUUUAUUCAGUACUUGAACCAGUUUUCUUUUUUAAUUAUAUUAAAUUACCCUUUUGCAAGUGAAAAUGGAACAUUCCACCCCCUAACCCAAUCCCACCCCACCAAUCAUAAGGUGUGGGAAUGUACCGAUUCAUAAUGACAUCAUAAGUGGGGAGCGUUCUAAUGGUAGACAGAGGGUGAGCACCGAAACUGGGCGGAGCUUUUAUAUGCCAGUCACUGAUUUGAACCAAUCAUAGUGUUUUACUACUGAGAGCAAGCCAAAUGUUCUGAAUAGAUUAUGAGUCAGUGAUCUGGCAGCUCUACCUGCUUUGGGAUUCGUGGAGACUUCACGUUUUAUCAGGCCAUUAUUUCCCCUCACCAGGGGAGGGCUGGCUAGUGCCAGUUUUGCAAAAGCGUGUUUUGGCCGCAUUCCCAGAGGAGAUCAUUAUUUCCACACAUUUUAAACAGUACAGCCGCCCUAUCAGUGCUUACACGGGGGGGGGGGGGGGGGGGGGGAUCUGUGAUUGUUAUCACAGUGGCCACAUGGCAAAUUGAUGGACCCUUUUCUAUACUCCUGUCGUAGUUCCCUCGGUGGCUCACGUAAGUGAAAUUGGGGAGUAGGCACCCCUGGUCCUGCAGUGCCAGCGAUGUUUUCCCUUUUCGUUCCGCCCGAGCUGGACCUCCUGACUUUGAUGGAUUAUUAAGAGCUCGACUAUUCAGAGUAUAAAUGGUUAAUCCUGAGUACCUCCAGCGCAUGAUCACCGAUGUUCAUUAAACCUGAUAUUUAAUCCAAUUAUGUAUUUAUGGGUUUAGACGUUUAGAGUAAAAACCAGGAGUAUGUCUGGCACCCUAGUUCCAGGGUUGCCUACCCCCACAGUAGUUGUAACUGAAGAAAAUAAAAAGAGGAUUAAAAUGAUUCAGUUCAUUUGUAUCAAUAUAUAAUUUUAUUCUUCAACACGGGAGUUUAAAAAUGCCAUUCAAAUCUUCUAUUUUAACACAUGGGAAUAGUACACAAAAAGUGAUAUAUAUUUGUAUUCCAAACAAAAGCAGAUAAAAUAUUAGAAUAAGUGAUCACUUAAAACAUACGAUAAUAUAAUACAGAAAUAUGGAAAUGUUUGAUUUUGGUUUGUUUUAUAUUUUUUAAAACGCAGAAUAACAUAAAAUAAAGGUUUAUUUUUCUAACAGUUCCUUAAUGUAGGCUAAAUAAAGUGAAUUUGAUGAAAUUUGAAUUGAAUAAUAAUAAUGAAAUCAUUGAUCAGAUUAUUUCCCCCUGAUUUAUGGAACAUAAUUUUAUUCAAUCUAACGAUGAAAACACAUUUCUAAAAACACAUUUCAAUUGCAUGUGCAGCUUCCGUUAUGUUGUUCUGUACGCAUCUGAAUUGUGUAAUAAGGCAGGUUUGGAUCAUGCCGCAAUCCCGAACAUUGUAAAAGUAUCAGCGCAAACUGCACCGCACUGUGCUGCAUGGUGAAGCCUUGCAGUAAUGAGUAAACUUUGGGGACUGUGUAGCUCUGAAUUCAGAACCCAGCCGUACGUUGCCAUCCUGAAACACCGCGGUCUUCUUUACAGAAGGUUUCCCUGGCGAGACUCAUCAUACCUCAUACCACACGUGUUGUAGCCAUUCUUUAUAAUAACGGCCCGUUGGACGUGGUCUUUCCUCUUGAUCGUAGCGCCCGGCCGACACAAAACGUUCCCACAACGUUCGCCGCAACGUCGCCGCGAUGUUAUAACAUUGACGAAACGUUCCAGUAACGUUGUGAGAACAUCUCGUGUUAGCGGGCAGCUUAUUAGCAGUGAUGGGAGAAUGGUGAUGGGCGGAGCUACAAUUAAUUACCAAUCACUGAUUCGUUUGAGGCAAUUAAGAGGCUUUGAUCUCCAUAGCGCAGUGCAGGUAUUUGGCCACAUCAGUGAGGCACUGAAAACCUGUGGGAGGUCUGUGCAUUCUUGGUUCCUGAAGCCACAUUCUCCCAUCACUUGCUUACUGUGCUGUAUGUGUAUUCAGAUAUAUAUAUAUGAUUGAAAAGACUGGGUGCAAACAUUUUUGAAAAUGUAUGAUUAUGCCAAUGUGAUUUCUUUUUCUUUCUUUCUUUCUUUCUUUCUUUCUUUCUUUUUGAUGACACAUCUGUCCAGGGAUAUUGCCCGGCAGACAGUGAGACAUAAAAUACACGCUGUUCCAUUUGACAUGAAAUGUGCUGUAAUAAAUUAUGAAAUUACCUCGCAAUUAGACGUUCUGUUAAAUGAGUUUGGGCUGCUUUGCACAGUAAUGGUCUCAAAUGUUCUUUUGUACUUCUCAGUCAUGAUGUGGUUGUAUCGGACUUCUCUGUAUCUGAGAGUCAGUUGAUUUAAAUUUCAUUCCGUGUAUUUUUAAAAAUCGUACAGAUUUCAGUGUCUUCUACUGUCAAACAGGCUUCUGAGCAGAUUCAGUUUGCUUUACAGCUGAACCAUCACGAUGACCCUUCAUAUCCUCUGGGUCAUUCCAAUACAAUUAAAUCAGGGGGGUCAAACUCCAGUCCUGGAGGGCCGCAGUGCCUGCUGGUUUUUGGUGUGUUUCAGCACAAGUGAUUUAUUUAAGCCAUUGAGUGACUAAAGAAUCCACACACCUUGUUCUCAAGGCCUUAAUUGGCUGCUGAUUGAAAGGAAACCACAAAUACAUGCAGACGCUGCGGCUCACCAGGACUUAAGUUUGACACCCCUGAAGUAAACGAUUCUGCGUAUAACGGGAACUAUUCCUGGGGUUCUGGAGACCUGCAGGGUUUCGAGUGCUUUUCUCAUGCUUCUUACAAACCUUUUUCAAACCCAUAUACCAGGAGUGUCCAAUCUUUGCAGAAAUAGGGCCCAUGUAAUGCAGGCUUUUGUUUUAGUCCAGCACUAAGACACCUGAUUCAACUAAUGAAUAAUAGUUUUAAAUCAAGAUGCUGAUAAGUAUAAUCAGGCCGGUGUGGGUGUAAAACCUACACCCACACCGGCCCUUUUUGGAUAAGAUUGGACACCCCUGCAAUGUUUAUCAACUUUAUGCCUCUCCACUGGUAAUAGCCAUUUCUUAAUUCCGUCAAAGAAAGUCAAUCCUCAGUUAUGACAUACCUAAUGCCAGUUCAGUUUUACUUUCUUAUUUUUAUUUUUUCCCCUCCUGUUUUCAUUCCACAUUAAAACUCCAGACAGCAGGCCCCAAAAAAACCUGCAGAUCAGGAAGCAGAUCCAUUCUUUUUGUGCCAGCUUCUAACAAGCUCAGUCAUUUCUUGAGCAGACAUGUUUAUACCAUCAGACCAGCUGCAGCCAGACUGCACCAGCCCUUGGUAGAGCUGUUUUGCUGUGAUUUGUUAUAGAAUGAAAAUGAGCAUAUGUAUACAGCAGUUUCCAAACUAAGGCCAGCAGGCACACCAGCCCUCCAGGACAAAGAGGGAGAUCAGUAUUCAUGCAUAAUGAAUCUUAAUUAGCACUGUAGCCAAAAAAGAGAAGCCAACUAAGAGAAAAGUUCUUAAAAAAAACUCCACUCUGCCCAAAACUGUAAUUCAGGGGUGUCAAACUGCUGUACUGUAGGACCGCAGUGCUAGCAGGUUUCAUUCCAGUCCUGGCUGGCUGUAGUGUCUGCAGGUUUAACUAAGGUCCGGGAGGGCUGCAGUGUUUACUGGUAUUUGUAGUUUCUUUUCAAUCAGCAACCAAUUAAGGCCUUGAAAACAAGGUGUGUGGACUCUUCAGCCAAUCAGUGACUUAAAUUAACCAAUUGCUCUGAAACGCACCAAAACCUAGCAGACACUGUGGCCCUCCAGGACUGGAUUUUGACGCCCCUGCUUUAAUAGAAUUGGCCUUGUUAUCUGUGUGAGAUCAUGAAAAUGAUCACCAUAAAUGCUUAUCAUAAUGACUUAAUUGUUUUUCCUUCUGUUUCAUUCUUGCACCCCAUGUCAAAAAUAGCAUGUCUAUACUUGAGCCAUAAUUAUUUAAAUGUCUGUUAAACUUUAAGUAUGCUAAAUUACAUAAUCGUGUACUUCAGUGUAUUAACAUUGAAUUGAAACUAAGAAACCUCAAAUCAGUUUUUAAAAAGGAGACAUAUUCUCCCCCAGCCAAACUUGCACCUGAGGCCAUUCUGUGAGUAGAUGUGAAAGAGAAAAGCAUUUGGUCCGACAGAUCAGGUCUUUAUAUGUCAUUACUGCAAGGCCCGAUGAAGUUAAUUAAACAGAUAACCCGGGGUUCCUUUUCAAAAGCUUAUUGACCUUUUCCAGGAAGCUUACAUUUCAUUCCGCUUUCAUGCGCCGCACAUUGAAGGUGAAUUAUACGUUUGCUGUUAAUUGCUCCGAUGCGAUAGCUCAGUAAGAGCCCUGGGUGAUCUGUAAGGUGAGAGCGCUCUGCAGUGUGUGGUGUGAGGCAGGUAUUGAUUUUUCUCACCUGCUCUAUUAGUGUCUUUCUCUACUCCCUACCCCUGGGGAUAGCCGCUGACACAGCAGAAUCGCCCCCUGCGCAGGUUAAGAAACACCUGCCCUCUGUCCGUCGUAUUUACCCUAUCAUCACAUGACCCGAGGCUGUCAGUCUGAGCGCGCCCAGGUGCUUAGAAUGCCUGAGCUUCCUCAAGCUCUGAAUUUGUCUCUCGCGCCAACCGGUUUUAUCUGGCCACUGUAACGAAGACUUGCGAAUAUGCUUUAUUUAUUUUAUUUUUUCAUGGUUUUUAUUUUCUGCGGUUUGUGUUAUUACCAAACCGUUUCCAUGGUUUUCGGGGCCACCCAUUAUGUAAAAUUCAUUUAAAAAAAACAAAAACAGGAAGAGAAUGAAAAGUAUAAAGAAAGUGUGGGUAAAGUAUUUUAGUAUACUUAUCUGAAAUUUAUAUUUCUUUACUUAUUCAUUAUAUACAAAACAAAAGGAGCUCUGGGUAACAGAAAAUAAAUAAGUAGGUCUAUAAUUCGUAUUUCUACUAAAUGCUAAAUCAGGAGAUCCUGUGUUUUAAAUAUGGAAGGAGAAGGUAACGUGAGUCAAAUGGAACUCUAAUAAAACCUGUGUCUUCUAGUGUUUGAAAUGUUGUGAAUCUGCUUGUGCUGAAGUGCAUUUGAUAUUGUCAAUAUCGGCAUAUUGUUAUGGUUUAUCUACUGCAUGUGUUACGCCUAAAUACAGUACGUCAGCUAUGUUGCAGCAUCAUCUGUGUGGUUGUACAUAUUGUGGACCAAAAUACGUGAUAUUCUACUACACCACUGGCAAUAACAGAAUUGCAAUGCAGAUUUAUUUAGGGAUAUUUUUUCUACUUCAACCAUGGCGCAUGUUAUUAAAUGUGUAAUGAAAGUGGCCGAAUGCUAGGCAAUGCUAAUCUAAUCCUAAAUAUUUAUUAAAAUCUGCAAGGGGUGCUGAAAAUAAUGGCUUAUAAAUCCCCCCCAAAAAACGAAUUUGGUUCAAAUAGAUUGGUAUACAACAUGACUGGACUGAAACUAUUAUUCUCUGUAAUCAAAGAAUACAGUUUAUUACAGUUAUUUGCUAUAUAUUAGGCUUUGUAUUGUUACAGUUGCAGUAAAACAAAAUAUUUCACAUUCCUGCUUAGUGAAAACUUGUUGUCCUGGCUUUCCAAAAAUGGUUGAAUCCGUCUAAAUAUUCUGCCACUUAAUUGCAGUUCACCAUGUGUUUUUUGAAUAUAAGAAAUUAGCCUCUGGGUGGGGCUAAAAUCCUGGUCAGAAUGGGGGUAUUAUUUAACAAAUAUCAAAUGAAGCAGAUUCUGGGAGCAUUUAGAACCCAGGUCCUGGAGAGCCGCAGGGUUUGCUGGUUUUUGUUUUUACUCGGCACUUAAUCGAUCAAUUAAAAAGCAGUCGAUUACACCGUUAAUUCACCCCACCUGGUUUCUUUGGUUGUGGUAUUUAAGGUGAAAAUAAAAACCAGCAGACCCUGCGGCUCCUUGGGACCAGGGUUGGCCACCCCUGAUUUAGCGCAUUGAUUUCAUGACUUGAGCCAGCGUUAUUAACAUAAUUAAUUACAUUUAUUUGCAUGCUCUCAUUUUGCCACUGGAUGCCUAAUUCCCCUGCCAUAGAAAUACAGGGUUUCAGUGCCACCUACUGGCCAUAAAGUGAACGUCGCCGUGACGUCACACAAGCAACAACAGAUUCUGAGCGAGCACACAGCCCCUUUAAUCGAGACCCCAGGAGUGUGCAGUGGAGGUAUUGGAGGUUCCCUAUCAGGGUUUCCUGACCCAACCACCACCCUCCCCCUCAGAAUAAGCCAUCCUGUCUUAUUUGCGGGGGGGGGAGUUCAGACAACAAAUGGGUCGGCCCCGCCCCUCACUAUCAAGACGUUCUCAGGGUAGGGGGGGGUUUAUCGCGAACCAGAGAGCGCUCCACCCCGCUGGCGAGCACGGGCACACAGUGUGCGAGAGGGAGGAACUGCAGAGUCACCCGUCCUGCUGAGGAACGCUGACUCACCCAAGGGAGGUGGGGCAGGAACAAAGUGGCUCUUUCUUUUCUAGAGCUGUCUGCUGAGGGGAUGUUCAAGGAAAAUGCUCAGGCUUUGCACAUCUGGCCGCUGUACGGAACAGCAAGGCCCCACUUCCAGCUUCACAUUCCACAGCUGUGCGGAGAGAGAGAGAGAGAUGUAGAAGGAGCAAAGGGAAGAUAACGGAAAAGAAAAGAGCAGAAAGACAAAGAUAGACAAGACAGAGAGAGAGAGAGAGUGAAACGCAGGAGUGAAGGAAGAAGAUAACGGGAACAACGGAGUAGGAAGACAAAAAUAGAAGAAGGAGAAACAGUGAGAGAGAGGGGGAAAGGGUAGGCAAGAAAAAAUAGUUUCUGGCAGAAAAGACAGCAAGCCUGAGCAAAAAAAAAUGGCACGCUUCCUAAACUCCACACCCCCCUCAGGCCGGGAGCGAGUCACCAAGAGACGUCUGUUCCUCGCCUGCUUGGCCUUGUCUGGAUUCAUCUACUUCCUGCGAAGCCGAAAAGCGGGGGUCUCGUCGGCCCUCUCCCGGGCGGAGGAGGGGGAUAACCCGGGACAGGCGGGGAACCCGGCGGACCUCCUGAACGAGACGUCGUGGCGCGCGCCGGUGGUGUGGGGCGACAGCGAGGUGUCGGAGCGCCACCGGGAGGCGCAGUCCUACCGCACCUUCCGCGUGGGCCUGGCGGCGUUCGUGGUGGGCCGCUACUCCCAGCACCUGCUGCGCUUCCUGGUGUCGGCCGAGCGCCACUUCCUGCUGGGCGAGUACGUCUUCUACUACAUCCUGACCGACAACCCGCGGGCCGUCCCGGACCUGGAGCUGCCCGAGGGCCGCGAGCUCAGGCCCAUCCACGUGGGCGAGAUGCCCGAGUGGAGGCGCCUGUCCCGCGUCCGGAUGUCCCGCCUGGCCGAGGUCAUCAAGGACCGGAUCCAGAAGGAGGUGGAGUACAUCUUCUGCAUGGACGUGGACCAGGAGUUCGUCAACCCCGUGGGCACGGAGAUCCUGGGGGACCUGGUGGCCACCCUGCACCCCGAGUACUGCGGGAUGCCCCUGGGCACCUUCCCCUACGAGAAGGACGAAACGUCGCAGGCCUUCGUGGAGGCGGGCGAGGGCGACUUCUACUACACCUCGGAGCUGUACGGGGGCCUGUGCGCGGAGGUGUACGCCAUGGCGCUCACCUGCUCGCAGCUGAUCCUGCAGGACGGCGAGGCGGGCUUCCACGCGCUGCGCUACGAGGAGAGCUACCUGAACCGCUACCUGGUCAACCGCCGGCCCACCUGCGUGCUCUCCCCGGAGUACAGCUGGUGGGACUCCCCCCGCACGCUGGAGGUGCCCGUCCAGCGCGUCGUCUCCAUCGGCCGCCAGUGCGCCGCCCUGGAGCCCCAGAAGAGGGAGGCCAAGAGGUGCUGA
Molecule: messenger RNA, 8848 nt
Organism: Anguilla anguilla (European eel)
Lineage: Eukaryota; Metazoa; Chordata; Actinopteri; Anguilliformes; Anguillidae
Product: globoside alpha-1,3-N-acetylgalactosaminyltransferase 1-like
Exons: 4
Coding region: 7829-8848 (339 amino acids)
Biological process (GO): carbohydrate metabolic process
Cellular component (GO): Golgi apparatus; vesicle; membrane
Molecular function (GO): hexosyltransferase activity
Source: RefSeq, a predicted model, not a curated record